UAUAACAAUUUUUGGAUAAACUUUCGGUAAUGUCAAUUAAAUUUUAAAUUUAUUCCUUUUGUUAAUAAGCGUAAGCUCAUCUCUACAAUGCUAAGGAAUGCGGUCACGGGUAUUACCGUUCGGUCAAUAACGCGAUGUCAGCCGAAAUAUAUACCCAAGAUCCAUUUCCAUUGCACUAAGAGGCUGCGAGAAAAAUAUAAUCCCCGUCGCCCGCUGGACUGCCCGGAUUCAAUCACUGAAGAUUGCAAAAAUGUUUUCUCACAGUCAUGUCGCCCAACGGAUCCUCCAGUGCGGCCCUGCAGCGAGCAGGAUUGUCCAGAAAGACGAGAUCAGUCCUGUUGCGCGAAGAAGAGAAUUACGGAUAACAUUUGUGAAAAGCCUGCCAAGGCGGCAGAAUUUAAAAGGAAACCGGACAAGUUUAUAUCGAUGUGGAAAACGAUUGUAAGUAAGGAGCGGGCAGGGAACCUGGUAUGGGAUUAUCCACCCGAGUGUUGCCCCAUGUGCCCGGAAAUCCCCUUCGACGUGCUGUACUAUCGACCAUCGAACAAGUGUCGUCAGUUUCAGCGUACGUGGUGGGAAUGCUGUCCUCGCAUGGUGCCCAAGCGCGUCUGCUGCUGGUGCGAUUCCAUUCCGCCCGAGACAUCACGGCGUUGCUUGCCUCUCUGUCCGCGUACCAGUUGCAAGCCAAGCCAUGACAAAAAACGUCUGGACUGUGUCAACCAGAAGGCCAAGGGCUGCCCUCGGCAAACCAUGCCGUGCUGUCGCGCGUCCCGUAUACCGCCUAACUGCCAUUUAACUCGUGUACCGACCGACUGUGUGAAGACAAAAUGUCCCUUCCCUAGUUACUCUGAGUGCGAUCGCAUGGACCCUGCUGUAGUAGCCGAACGUCCUCGGGAGUGCCGUUGCUUAAGCUUGAUAUCAAUCUGUGAAGCCUACCGCUUUCAGAACAGAAAGGAAAGGAUAUCCCAAAAAGACUGCUCUUGCCCCACUUGCGAAUAAAUUAAGUCCAUUUAAACUGUACUGUAUUUUUUCCCCUCCGAUGCUAAAUAUGCAAUAUAGUUUAGAAGGAUUUUCUCUAUAGUAAAGGAAUGGGGCGAAAUGCUCAAGUGUGCAAUUCAGAAAAAAUAAUAACAAUAUAAAUGUACUAAUACAAACAUUAUCUUUA
Drosophila virilis is the source of this 1165-nucleotide messenger RNA. The record is from RefSeq and is a predicted model, not a curated record. Lineage: Eukaryota; Metazoa; Arthropoda; Insecta; Diptera; Drosophilidae.